CCUCAACGUACCGCAUUUCAGUACAUAGAAUCUGUUCAUGUAACAUCAUACUUUCCUUGAUUUUUUAAUGCAACAAAUCGAGCACGAGACAGAAGUUUGGAAAGAAAAAUUCAAGACUGAAGAAAAGGAGUUAAACCCGUUGGAAGAGAUGGAGUUUGGUGUGGGUGAUGUAGCCCAAAUAUCAGCAGAGCUAGCACGUGUCGUGGAAAUAAUGAUGUCUCCCGACGUUCCACAUCAACAACGAUUGGAUGUUUACAAUGCCUGCGAGAGAUUCAAGGAGACCUCACCCCUUUGCGCUCAAUGUGGUUUAUAUCUUGCGCAAAAAUCACCAAAUAAGAGUUCAGUGGUGCGACAUUUCGGCCUCCAGUUGAUGGAGCACUGCAUCAAGUAUCGUUGGACCCAGAUAUCUCAGACUGAAAAGGUUUUUAUUAAGGAGAGUUCGAUGAAGCUGCUGCAAGAAGGAAUGGAGAAUGGGGGAUUGCAGGAGGAGACACACAUUAAAGAUGCCAUGUCUCGGGUGAUUGUGGAGAUGAUAAAGAGGGAAUGGCCCCAGCAGUGGCCCACCUUGUUGGCUGAGCUCAGUCAGGCUUGCACACGAGGAGAGAGUCAGACUGAGGUGGUUCUGCUCGUCUUUCUUCGUUUGGUGGAGGAUGUUGCCCUGUUACAGACACUCGAGUCCAAUCAGAGACGAAAGGACAUUUAUCAGGCCCUCACCACAAAUAUGGCUGAGAUUUUUGCCUUCUUCCUGAGACUGAUGGAGCAACACUUUUCGGAAUUCCAGAAGAAAACAGCACUCGGUAGUCUUACUGAAGCUUCUGCCCACAGUAAAGUUGUGCAGGUUGUUCUACUGACUCUUACUGGAUUUGUGGAGUGGGUUUCCAUUGUGCAUAUCAUGGCUGAUGAGGGUAGACUGCUGCAGAUACUCUGUGUGCUGCUGGGCAAUGCCACUUUCCAGUGCGCUGCUGCUGAGUGUUUGUUGCAGGUUGUCAAUAGGAAAGGAAAGACUGAAGAUAGAAAACAGUUGAUGAUUCUCUUUACCGAGGAGGCCCUUAGGUGUAUCUACGGAUCUGCUGCUGCACCACCUCCAGCGGUGCAGGAGAUGCAUGAGAGGCACUAUUUAUUUUUGAAAAAAUUGACCCAGGUUCUCACUGGGAUGGCAACUCAACUGUGCACCCUCUGGGGCAAGGACGAGCCCGCUAACCAAUCUUCCAUCCGGCCAGCGCAUUUCAAUUUAUUCCUGGACACAGUCCUCUCCUUCACUAUACACUCCAGCCUAACUCUCAACCACCUAGCCAAUACAAUUUGGAUAAUGCUCUUCAGACACGAACAAAUAAAGACUGACAGUCUCCUUCUGACCUACGUUCCCAAGUAUAUCGAAUAUACAGGACCAAAAUUAAUUAAAGUCGCCUAUCCGGUGAACCACAACCACAACAACGACUAUGGUACCAUCAACGGAAUGACAGCCUACUGCCUGAGUGAUUAUGACUCCGAAGAUGAGUUCCGAGUGUUCCUUCAUCGUUUCCGGAUGGAUCUGUUGGAGGGUGUACGCCAUGCAACGAUGGUAGCACCCUUGGUAACCUUCGCCUACGUUCAACACUGGUUGACAGCAAAGAUAACAAAGGGAAUGCUGAAUCUACGGUAUAAAAGCGAUCCAAAUGACCCUGAGUACUUGGAGUGGGAAGCACUUGCGCAGGCGCUUGACUCAGUAAUCUCCAGGAUUCUCCUUGUCAGUGAACGCCCAAGUGUGCAAAAUGGUCUCCAGCUCCUUGAACUAUGUCUCGGUUAUUCGCCAGACGACCCCUGGUUGCUCUCAGCACUUUUAUCCUGCAUCUCAGCGCUCUUUGUAUUUCUAUCAAUGUCCACUGGCUCAAUGGCAAUGCCAGGUGUUGCCAUACUGCCACGUGUACUUGAGAAAAUAUUCGCAGCACUUGUCUACGAAGGCCCUGAGGAUAGAAAACUUCCAGGACCUGGGAACCGUUCUAAAGCGACUAAGUGCGUGAGGAGACAUGCUGCCAGUCUGAUGGUUAAAAUUGGUCUAAAAUAUCCUCUUCUUCUUCUACCGGUUUUCGAGCAGAUACACACGACAGUCAAGGGAUUAAUGAGGACUUAUAAUGAUAGAAAUGAUGCAAAAGACAACUCCAGCCAAUUAACAAGAAUGGAGAGUGUGGUACUACACGAAGCUCUCUUAAUAAUCUCCAAUCAUUUCUGUGAUUACGAGAGACAGACUCGAUUUAUUGCUGAAACAAUUGGAGAAGCCUCACCAAGGUUCAUUGUCAUUGGUCUUGAGGCUUUCAAAGGACCUUUGGAACUGAUGAGAUUCGUAGGAUUAGAUCGACCAGCAGUAUCACCUGAAAACAAUAACAGUGAGGAAGAAAUAAUAAUUCAGAAUAGGGCAGACUUGAUGUACUGCCUGUCUACUGUCCUCAGUGUCGUCAAACGUUGCUCGACACCUGAGGAUCCUGAUCGAGCUGCUCGAGGAGGAUUCGUUGCUGCUUUGAGUGAAAGUGGGAACCCAGUAUACCGAAAUCCAGCUGCUCCACAUAUCAUCCCCAUUUUACCUACUUUAUUCGCUCUAGUUAAAGCCAUGAAUACAUUCUUCACACCAAGUGCACUGGCAUUAUUGGCAGAGGAUUAUAAGAAGGCGCAUGAUCUCCUGGAGUUCGAGAAAAUUCAUCUAAUGGGAAUCACUGUUUCCAAUAUGCAGGCCAACAAUCUCUAUCAACAGGCAACGGAACAUUCUAAUUCUGAUCAUAAUGAUCAAUCCUCAACUGCCCCUUUACCAAGAAUGCAACAGUUUCUAUCAACAAUCCAUGAUAACUGCUAUCACAUGCUUGGCAGUGGCUGCCACACUCUUGGCAGAGAUUUUUAUCAAUUACCUGGACUUGCACCAGCUCUACUCAACUCAGUCUUCUACAACAUGGAGCUCAUCCCUGAUUAUCGACUCCGUCCAAUCAUUCGUGUUUUCUUGAAGCCUUUUAUCUACUCAUGCCCACCAGCUUUUUAUGAGAGUGUACUGGUCCCCAUAUUGACACACGUAUCGACGCACAUGUGCCAGAGACUGAGUGCAAAGUGGCAGUACCUGACGAGGCUGCAUGAGGAGAGGUAUGGACAUGACGAAGAAAAUCCGACUGAUGCACAGGAGGUGCUUGAUGAUAUGCUCAAUAGAAACUUGACUAGAGACUUUGUCGAUGUCUUGAAGGUGACAUUGGUCGGGGGAACGACUAGUGAUGCUUCCCCUCCAGACUCUAGCAUGGAUGACAGUUCUGGAAUGGCUGUAGAUCAGACUACACCAUCUCCUGCUGUCAGGGGAAAUAGUAUUGUUGCUGAAGUUGUUAGUGAACUUGGGAGUUUUGUUCUAAGACAUCCCUCUACCUGUCACAGUAUCGUUCUUUGUGUACUUGGUGCGUUGUCUUGGAACGAUUCUAAUGCUAGCCUAAAAGCUACGAUGCUGACUGGACCCAUUGUCAGGGCACUGGUGGCUGAUGGAAGUUUAACUCCAGCUAUGGCUGCUCAUAUUAUGGUCGCAGUCCUCCAAGGACUCCAGUUACAUGGCCAACAUGAGGCUAAUCAGGGGUCGCUGAUAACUCUGGGGGCUCAAGUUUACGAGUGUCUCAGGCCUAAAUUUCCGAACAUUAUUCAGGUCAUGCAGCAGAUUCCUGGGGUCAAUCCUGCUGAUCUGCAGAGGUUUGAUGAAAAAAUGACGGUCAGCAGCAAGGGGAAUAAAGUGGAGAAGGGGAAGAAGGAGCUAUUUAAGAAAAUUACAAAUCAGUUAAUCGGUAGAAGUGUAGGCCAGUUAUUCCGAAAAGAAGUAAAGAUUGACAAUUUACCUCGUCUCGAAGUAAGUAAACCACCGCAAAUGCGGGUCGAUGAGUUAUCGAAGAACGCAGCAGAUACAGGUCUCACAGCACUUUUCGCUGGGCCCACGUAGCAGCAGCGUCUCAUUGACAGCCGUACUCUUCACGGUUGGUCAAACUCAAUCACAAACUACAAUCUAUUAUAAUUGUUGGCAGCAUGUCUAUUAUUAUUACGCUGCACAGUGUAAGUGAAUAAUAUGUAUGAACGUCGAACAGGGACAUAACAUUGUUUUUCUCUCAAGUGAUCGAAUCAAGUGAAAAAUUCUAGUACGAAUAAAAGGCUGGAAGAUGAAAAUAAAUUCCAGCGGAAACGUGUUCGGCGUCUACGCUGCGUUAUAAAACAUUAAAUGUUAGAUUUUUUUCUUAUUUAUUUUAUCAAAAAAAAAUCUCAAAUAGAUAAAUCUUCAGGAAAAAUUUUCAGUUAAAACCAUUGAGUUAUCAUUUGGGUAGAUUGUAGUAUUUCUAAUUGAAAUAAUCAAACUAAUUUUAAAAAGAAAAUACCACUUCUGUUUUGCUCCCAAUGCGGGACUAACGGAAAAGUAUUAAUCGCCACACUAUGUGAAGUCGGCAACUCCGCUAUCAAACACGAGCUAUAUCACGUGUUUGUUGCAGUUGUGCAUGAAAAGUCAUGCAUUGUUUUUUCUCAUAUAAAAGUAGCAAGCCUAUCACACUUGAUUGGAACGGAGACGUAUGUAUCCUCGUAUUUAAGGGAGGACAAUAAAGACUUCAUCAGAUAUUUGUCAAAACUGUCGCCGUCAGAAUAGAUGUCAAAUGCACAACAAGAUCCCAUAAGUGAUGAACAUUUUUUUUCUUCAGCAUAGUUAAGUCACUAGAUUUUGUAACGCGGUACAAUUGCAUUUGACAUUAGUUGAAAAAUAUAAUUUUAAAGUGAGUAUGCAGUACACCAUAUUUCAUUCCUCGAAUGUAGAUUCGCAUUUAUUAUUAUUAUUUUUUUUUGUUUUUAUAAAACUAAAAUUGUAUAGCUUUGUAAUUUUGCAUCUAUUUGACUAGAAGGAAUUAGAGGAGGCAAUUAUUUCAGAAAUCACUAGGUCCAGGGGAAUUUAUCGUGGGAUUUUUUGUGUGGCCAAUUAAAUUUUCUACAAAAGAGGUCUUUUGUCAAAUUCUGCUGGAGCUACUUAUUUUUUAAGUACCCAUCGGAUCUGUAUUCAAGUGGUCGAACAUCAUUAGUCUACAUAUCUCAUUCUGUUAAUUAUGAGUAUUUCUUGAGAAUGCGCGCUUUCAAUUUUCUUCAAGUUACAAAAAAAGGCUCCUAAAAUCAUUCGUUUCUGAACCUAUUGCAUGAUAAAUAAAAAUGUUCUAUGUGACAUAUUACGCUAGAAAUAAUUUGCAUGUCAUAUUCCAACGUAUCUUUUUUACUACUUCACCACCGAAUUGUGAAUUCGCAAAUUUAAAUUUUAAGAGUAACAGGAAGUAACUAGAGAUUUUAAAAAAAUGUAAAUUUAGCUUAUUUUAAGUUUCCGUGGGCUAAUUGCAUCAAGUCCCGUUAACCAAAUAAAUCGGCAGAAUAAAUUUAAUAGUGCAAAUAGUGAUUAUAAAUCAAUACACAACUUUUUUUAUUAAAUAUUUUCGAUGAACUUUCGUUCAAAAUUGAUCUGCAGAUUAUUUAUUUAUUCCGAUACCUAACUGAAGAUUUUCUUAAGGGUAUUAUGGUGGGGUCCAUAGCUGGAAAAAAAAGCAGAGAAUUCAAUGAAAAUUGCUGGACAGAUUAUUCGAUCCGUGCAGCACGGCCCAUAUCAAUCUGCUCAGAAAAAAACCCUUGGGGUGAAAUCAUUUGAAUAAAUUUAAAGAAUCGUGAAAUUAAUUUAAAGAAAUGAAAACAGAGAAAUGAUUCUUCAUCAGGUUUAUCUGUACAUAAUAAAGUUUAUAAGGGUAUUUGAAAUGAAUAAAAAUUCAUCAAGUAUGAAUGGAAGAAAAUGCUGUCAAUGUUUCAUCCACUGCUGUACAGUUGGUUCGUAAAGCUGCCAAUACAAUCAAGAAGACAAAACAAAAUGAAACGAAAAAAAAUUGUAUAUAUUGUAUUGUAAUAAAGAUGAGAUGUAAAAGGAAUAAACCAUACUGGAAACAUAAAAAGAAUAAAUUGUCACAAUUUUGUUCUCCACAAACGAUGACUUUAAUUAUCAUAUUCAUCCA
Messenger RNA from Diachasma alloeum, 6005 nucleotides. RefSeq names its product exportin-5 (gene Ranbp21). Gene Ontology annotation, cellular component: nucleus; cytoplasm; RNA nuclear export complex. The coding region runs from base 68 to 3928 and encodes 1286 amino acids. Gene Ontology annotation, molecular function: RNA binding; nuclear export signal receptor activity; small GTPase binding. NCBI's taxonomy places the organism in Eukaryota, Metazoa, Arthropoda, Insecta, Hymenoptera, Braconidae. The transcript is spliced from 3 exons. The record is from RefSeq and is a predicted model, not a curated record. Gene Ontology annotation, biological process: protein export from nucleus; RNA export from nucleus.